UUCUAAAUUCCCCCUCGCAAGCGGUAUAUAUCCCCCGAUGACUUUGCGUUUUGCAAUCGUACGCACUGCGACGGGAAUCACAUCCGAGUCGAUUUUUCGCGCGCCGCAUAAGUCUGGAUGUUAUAUCACAAACCACGGGAUCACCGCGGGAGAUGGCGGUCAGUGUCGUGAGAUACCUCGCUCUCCUUAUGUUCUGCGCCCUGCUACAGUACCACUAUGCAACGGCUCAAAACAAAACUCUUAGGGACCUUUUUAACAGCACAUCCUGCGCCAAGCCGCCUUACACCUGUCCGCAUCCGCAGAUAGAAUUCUAUCUGUACACUAGAGAAACACAAAAAGACCCUUUGCUAUUAGAUAUCCGUGAUUUUAAUUCUCUUUGGAAUUCCAAGUUUGAUAAAACGCAUCCGACGAAGAUCAUCAUUCAUGGUUUUGGCGGUGGACGAAACUUAGCACCUAGUACAGAUUUACGAGAUGCGUAUUUCACGCGAGGCGAUUAUAAUAUUAUAAUCGUGGAUUACGGUUCGUUGGUACGCGAGCCCUGUCUCUCGCAGAUCUCCUGGGGUCCGGAUUUCUGCUCCCAAUGCAUCGCUCAACUGGUGAAAUACUUGAAAAAUCAUCCACGAGGCACGAGGGCAGAGAACAUACACGUGCUCGGAUACAGCGUGGGUGCGCAUAUCGGUGGACUCAUUGCAAAUUAUUUGCCCAAUGACAAACUCGGGAGAAUUACGGGCCUCGAUCCGACGAUAUUUUUCUAUAUGAAUGGCAAUCGCUCGAUGGAUUUAGACGAAACGGAUGCCCAUUUUGUAGAUGUGAUUCAUACAGGCGCUGGCAUUUUGGGGCAAUGGGGACCCAAUGGACACGCGGAUUUCUACGUAAACGGUGGCUCGAGUCAGCCCGGAUGCGCCACUUCUUCUAUACUCCAAACGCUCUCGUGCGAUCAUACAAAAGUGACACCGUAUUACAUAGAAUCGAUCACGACGAAAAAGGGAUUUUGGGCAGCUCCUUGCGCAAAUCUAUUCUCUUACCUAAUCGGAUGGUGCAAUCCCAAGAAAGACGAAUACAUCCUGAUGGGGGAGGAUUCGCCUCAUACAGCACGCGGCAUCUUUUAUCUGUCAACAAACGCACACAAACCGUACGCCCGAGGACUGCCCGUAAAAAACCAGCGUCGGACAAAUCGGAAGCAAUCGUCCUCCCGCCAGUAUUAAGCCUAUUGAAACAACUGAUCAACAUAAUUAUAGAAUAACGUGUGUAUAUGAGAGAAUCAAAUAGUUUUAAACUACUAUAUAUUAUCGCUAAAAGACUUUUGUUUUUUAUAUCGUUGCCGUUUACAACUUUGUACAUUUUAAUCUCGUUAUCUCGUCCAUUUUCUUAUUCUUCUGCUUCUUUUUCGAUAAAACAUUUUGUCAUAGGUUGACGAUCAUUGUGAAGAGUAGAAAUUUAAUAGAAAUUACAUAUAAUAUAUAUAUAUAUAUCCCUCGUAUCGUUUAUUAAUAUUUGAUCGACGACCAAUUAACUGGUGUAAGUCUCGCGUGCUUAACAUGUAACACUUUCACUCCCGCUCUUGUCGCAAAUUUUAUACAUAUUUAUUUAAAACCACAUGUUUACAAAACGUAGUUCUCCGAUUUAUUCAUCUUAUUUUUUUUAAUUACUCGAUUAUAUUCUAAUUUAAUUCAAUUUGUGUCAAUAAAAAGCGUAAAACGAGGUUGAGUUGCAUAAAUAUAAUGUAUGCAAAUCUUUACGCAACAAAUUUAU
Acromyrmex echinatior (Panamanian leafcutter ant) is the source of this 1752-nucleotide messenger RNA. RefSeq names its product pancreatic lipase-related protein 2. Gene Ontology annotation, molecular function: lipase activity; serine hydrolase activity. The record is from RefSeq and is a predicted model, not a curated record. Lineage: Eukaryota; Metazoa; Arthropoda; Insecta; Hymenoptera; Formicidae. Gene Ontology annotation, biological process: lipid catabolic process.